This is a messenger RNA of Malus domestica (apple), 957 nucleotides long. Its product is annotated as methylesterase 10. The record is from RefSeq and is a predicted model, not a curated record. NCBI's taxonomy places the organism in Eukaryota, Viridiplantae, Streptophyta, Magnoliopsida, Rosales, Rosaceae. Gene Ontology annotation, biological process: salicylic acid metabolic process; jasmonic acid metabolic process. Gene Ontology annotation, molecular function: methyl jasmonate esterase activity; methyl indole-3-acetate esterase activity; methyl salicylate esterase activity.
ACUGCUUUCUCAUAAGCUACUAUCAAGGAAUAUGCAGAAUGCAAAGCACUUCGUUUUGGUUCACGGCAGUUGCCUCGGAGCAUGGUGUUGGUACAAGCUUGUUGCCCUACUCCGACAUGCUGGCCACCGCGUCACCGCGUUGGACCUCGGUGGUUCUGGGAUCCAUUCCAACCAGAUUCACGAGGUCACUUCCAUUUGGGAUUAUGUCCAGCCAUUGAUGGAGUUCUUGGGUUCUAUUCCUGAAGAUGAGAAGGUGAUAUUGGUAGGUCAUAGUUAUGGCGGCCUUCCUAUAUCUUUAGCCAUGGAGAUGUUUCCUCAGAAGAUUUCGGUUGCUGUUUUUGUCACAGCCUAUUUGCCUCAUUACACUUUCCCCCCCGGAGUCCUCAUACAAGAAUUCUUGAAAAGGACCUCGGCGGAGUCGUUAUUGGAUUGCCAGUUCACAUUUGGACAAAAUAACCCGGAAAAUCAGUUGACUUCAGUUCUGUUUGGUUCACAAUAUAUGGCAGCCAAAUUGUACCAGCACUGCAAACCAGAGGAUCUGGAAUUAGCUAAAAUGUUGAUAAGGCCAUCUGGGAUGUUCUUGGAAGACAUGAACAAGGAAGGGUUGCUUACAGAAGCGAAAUUCGGGUCGGUAACUAGGGUUUUUGUAGUGUGUGAAGAAGAUGAGGUGAUGAAAGAAGAAUUUCAACGGUGGAUGAUUGAGAAUAGUCCGAAUGCAGAAGUGAGAUUGAUUAGAGAAGCUGGCCAUAUGGUCAUGCUAACAAAGCCUAUAGAACUUUGCCAAUGCUUAUGUGAAGUGGCUAUGAAAACACCAUAAGAUGUUUUCAAAUCUUCAAUAAACCCAAAUUGUUCCCUUUUUUAACUAUUGUAAAGGGCACACUCUUUUGUCUUUUUCAAGUUUUUUCUCAUUGCUCAAUUUCUACAGUGUUAUCAAUUUUAGCAUUUUGACGUUUUUUA